CGGCCUGGAGCCCUAAGGUUGAGCGGGAGCGCCUAUCAGCUGCUCCGGGAGGUUGCGAGCGUCGAGUGGGCGUCGAGCGGCGUUUGGGCGUGUGCCGCCCGCUGCCUGGGGCUGGCUUUGCGCGCACACAUUGUCCAAGCCGCCGUCACGGCAGCACCCGGGCGGAACGGGUGCCUCAGUGUUGGGUGCCAAUGCGGGGAGGGCGUUGCAAACACGGGGCUCCUCCGCCGCCUAGGUGGAAAGUUCGCCGCUGCAUCGGACCGACGGAGCCUUGACUAAGAGAGCAGCCGGUCUUUCUGCGGAAGGGGACGCGGAGUCUCGCGAAGGCGCUUUUCUCCUGCCAGGCACCACUCAAACUUUGCAUUUCCUCGCACGCUUCCAAUUUUUUUUAACCCUCUAAGAAAAAAAAGCAGCUUUGCUUUUCUGGUUUGCAAGGAAAACCUCCCAGGCUAUAAGUAGCACUUGUGUCGUGAGCAGACCCUGAGCUGGGGUAGCUCAGAAGAUGACAGAGUACAAACUGGUGGUGGUUGGAGCAGGAGGCGUUGGGAAAAGUGCAUUGACUAUUCAGCUGAUUCAGAAUCAUUUUGUUGAUGAGUAUGACCCUACCAUAGAGGAUUCGUACAGAAAGCAAGUAGUGAUCGAUGGGGAGACCUGCUUACUGGAUAUCUUGGACACAGCUGGCCAAGAGGAAUACAGUGCCAUGCGAGACCAGUACAUGAGGACAGGAGAAGGCUUCCUCUGUGUCUUCGCUAUUAACAACACCAAGUCCUUUGAAGACAUUCAUCAGUAUAGAGAGCAGAUCAAGAGAGUGAAGGACUCCGAUGAUGUGCCCAUGGUAUUGGUGGGGAAUAAAUGUGACCUUCCUGCCCGGACUGUGGAAACACGGCAAGCCCAGGAGCUGGCUCGGAGCUAUGGGAUUCCAUACAUAGAGACAUCAGCCAAAACUAGACAGGGAGUCGAAGAUGCCUUCUAUACUUUAGUGCGAGAGAUCCGGCAGCACAAACUACGUAAAUUGAAUCCCCCAGAUGAAAGUGGUCCAGGCUGCAUGAACUGCAAAUGUGUAAUAUCAUGACCAAGCGAACCAGACUGUGACUUGGAAGGCUUUCUACUGUGUGUAGCACGGAGAUGGAGGCGAUGUGAAAAUAUAAUCAAAUGGAUUCGGGGAAAGGAGAGAUGGGGUGGUGUCUGCAGGCCCUCCCCCAAAAGGGCUCCAAAUGGACAGUUUUAAAAAUUCACCAAGGCCUGCAGGGAACUGUUUUAUUGUUUAAAUCCCCCUCCCUUUUUUUGCCUUCUCUCCCCUUCCCCCCCUUCCUGGCAGUGUGUGUACAAAGCCACAUAAGGAAUUGCAGUGUUAUUAUUUGGUGGUCUUGACACUGGUUUUGCCAUCUGCGUCAUUGUUCCAAGGGAUUGAUUGAGAGUGUCUGAAAGGAGGCUCAUGCAGGGAAAGACCCAUCUCGUUUCUUCAAUCAGCUUGAGCUCAGCUCACCAAGGGCAAAGCUGGAUGCAUCUGCAAGUGUACUGGUUUCCCACUUUGGUGCUGCAAGCCAUGUAAGGCAGGGAGAUAACUCUAAUUCACGGCUUGAAGGGCUCCAUC
Thamnophis elegans (Western terrestrial garter snake) is the source of this 1594-nucleotide messenger RNA. RefSeq names its product HRas proto-oncogene, GTPase (gene HRAS). Gene Ontology annotation, molecular function: GTPase activity; GDP binding; GTP binding. The transcript has 6 exons. Gene Ontology annotation, biological process: Ras protein signal transduction. Gene Ontology annotation, cellular component: plasma membrane. The record is from RefSeq and is a predicted model, not a curated record. NCBI's taxonomy places the organism in Eukaryota, Metazoa, Chordata, Lepidosauria, Squamata, Natricidae. The coding region runs from base 503 to 1072 and encodes 189 amino acids.